Coccidioides immitis RS is the source of this 1518-nucleotide messenger RNA. RefSeq lists its product as uncharacterized. The transcript is spliced from 3 exons. Lineage: Eukaryota; Fungi; Ascomycota; Eurotiomycetes; Onygenales; Onygenaceae. The record is from RefSeq and is a predicted model, not a curated record. Bases 169 to 1020 code for a protein of 283 amino acids.
CAAGAGCAAAAUGGAAAAGAUCAUUAAAAGGGCAUAGAGUUCCUGUCAUCGGUGUUCGCACUUUUUUAUCACCCUUUGCUUUCAGAGCUAGAAGCACGAUCCCGAGCGGAGCGGACGCCAAGACCCCACCCGGCGGAAACCGCAGACCCCGUACGAAAGUACACCAGAAUGGUAGCUCUCACACAACUGAGCGGAGCGGAAACUGAUCACUGGUCCGCCGAGGCUUACCAUACCUCCGCGUCUUUCGUCCCCCUUUUGACCCAGAAGGUCUUGGCUUACAUUGAUCCCCAUUCAACGGAUCAGGUAUUGGAUAUUGGCUGUGGCGAUGGCAAAUUCACGGCGAAAUAUAUGGACCGAGUGAGCCAUGUGUUGGGCUUAGACGCUUCAAAGGGGAUGAUCGAAGCAGCGAAGAGCGAUUUUGGGCAGGCUAAUGCCGAAUUCAGGGUGGUUGACUGUAGAUAUUUGGAUAAAGAGUUGCAGGAAGGAAGGGUUGGAGUGGCCCGGUGGGACAAGGUGGUAUCCAACGCCGCCCUGCACUGGAUCCUAAAAGACCCAACAACCCGUGUUUCAGUGCUGAGAGCAAUAUACACGUGCCUCAAGCCAGGCGGCUUGUUCGUUUUUGAAAUGGGCGGCCACGGAAACGUCCCUGAAGUCCAUAGUGCUCUAAUAGCCGCUCUUGUCCACCAUGGCGUGUCCUUCAGUGCAGCUCGCGAGGGGAUUCCGUGGUUCUUCGCAUCGGAGCCAUGGAUGAGAGAGACGCUGGAAGAGAUUGGUUUCAGAGUAGACAAGUUGGAAGUUGAGUAUCGACCCACGAAAUUAACGACGGAUGAGAAGGGCGGCAUGCAGGGCUGGUUAAGACUGAUGGGUGCUUCAGCCUUAGAAAUGCUAGAUGAAGAGAAGAGGGAAAGGGUAGUUAAGGAGGUAUGUGAGACUUUGGAAUCGGUGAUUACGAGGGAAGAUGGGAGUCAAUGGCUCGGGUAUGUAAGGUUAAGAGGAGUGGCAGUAAAAAGCGAACAGUAAUGCCAGCAGUACUACUAUAAGGACAAUAGACCGCGGGUUCAAUCAUAUUUAGUGAAUAUCUAUUUCGCCCAAGUUGGAUUUGGGCAACUUGAAUGUUCUCUCAUUCUUAGUCCGCCCUCCGUAGGCUCCUAGGACUUGGGGCAGGUCUGACAAUGGAGACAAAACAGCCCAGGUGAGACGACACCCCAUCCACACAGAAAGCCGUAUCCCCAGCUCCCGUUGGCAAAACCUUGACUUUCGUCCAGCCAGCACAGUGCACGUACUAUUACGCACGCGCCGUAUUGGAAGGACGAGAUCAAAGGCGUUCCCGCGGAAAGGGAAUAUGGAUUGCUACGCGGACAAGGCCUCGUUUAGCCCUGCUGUUUUAUCAAUUUUGCGCUUUCCUUGGGGAUGGAACCCCAAGGGACUUGUGAUCUUCCAACCAUGGGGAUGCGAGGCUGGAAGACGUAUUCAAUUCUGUUCUUGAGCAGCGCGCGGGAUGUCUUACGUGAUCGAAAC